CUCGCGCAUCGGAAUCAAAGGACCUGCAGCUUACCACCAGAAGCCAGUGCGCUCGCACACUCUUGACCUUCGACGCCGCCGCCUCUUCCCGUCGUCGGCCAUGGAGCUCGAUCGCAGAAUCCUCCGCGUCCUCCCUCUCCUCGCGCUCAUAGUGCUCGCCUCGCCCUCUAGCUCCGGCGGCGGCGGCGGCGGCGGCGACGGCGACGACUCGAUCGUCGCGAGAUUCCAACGCUACCUCCGAAUCAACACCGCCCAGCCGAACCCCGACUACCCCGAAUCCACCGAUUUCCUCCUCUCCGAGGCCGAGUCCCUUUCGCUCGAGGGCCGGGCCAUCGAGUUCGUCCCGGGCAAGCCCGUGGUCCUCCUCAGGUGGCGCGGCUCCGACCCCUCCCUCCCCUCCGUGCUGCUCAACUCGCACACCGACGUCCAGCCGGCCGAGGACGACAAGUGGUCCCACCCCCCGUUCGCCGCCCGCGCCGAUGCCGAGGGCCGGAUUUACGCCCGCGGCUCGCAGGACAUGAAGUGCGUGGGGAUGCAGUACCUGGAGGCGAUCCGGAGGCUCAAGCGCUCGGGGUUCGCGCCCGUCCGCGACGUCUAUCUCUCGUUCGUGCCCGACGAGGAGAUCGGCGGGCACGACGGCGCCGCCAAGCUCGCGGAGUCCGAUGAGUUCAGGGACAUGAACGUUGGCAUUGUUCUCGACGAAGGGUUGGCGUCACCAACGGAAUAUUAUCGGGCAUUUUAUGGAGAGAGAUGCCCGUGGUGGCUGGUGAUCAAGGCAACUGGAGCACCUGGACAUGGUGCAAAGUUGUACGAUAAUACCGCAAUGGAGAACUUGCUGAAAAGCAUCGAGAGUGUGAGGAGGUUCAGGGCUUCACAGUUCGAUAUGGUGAAAGCAGGCUUGAAGGCUGAAGGAGAGGUUAUUUCAGUUAAUAUGGUGUUCCUCAAGGCUGGCACUCCUUCUCCCACUGGUUUUGUCAUGAACUUACAGCCAUCGGAAGCUGAAGCGGGUUUUGAUGUCAGGGUCCCACCAACUGCUGAUCCUAAAGCUUUAAUGAAAAGGAUAGCAGAAGAAUGGGCACCUAUCACACGCAAUAUGACAUUUGAGUUCAAGCAUAAGGUUUCUCCGCACGACAAAUUUGGAAAUCCAACCCUCACCGCCACAGACAGCUCUAAUCCCUGGUGGGCAUUGCUGGAAGAGGCUGUCAAAAAGGCUAAUGGAAAGCUCGGGAAUCCCGAGAUAUUUCCCGCUUCAACGGAUGCUCGCUACUUCCGGGAACUGGGUUUGCCAGCAAUUGGCUUCUCGCCUAUGGCUAAUACUCCUGUCCUGCUUCACGACCAUAAUGAGUUCCUCAGCAAAACCGAGUAUCUGAAAGGAAUUGAAAUCUACGAGUCCAUAAUCAAGGCCUACGCAUCAUAUGCUGAACCACCGGGAGAUGGAGGCUCCAAAGACGAGUUAUGACGACCCAGCUGCGAACCUUUGACAGUCGGAUGAAUUGCCGGGGCCCUGAUCUCCAUCUCUCUCUCUCUCUCUCUCUCUCUCUCUCUCUCUCUCUCUCUCUCGUGCUUGUAAUGUAAUAGCCGAAUAAAAUCGAGAGAGAAUAUGUCGACAACCGUCCCCAUCAGUUGACUGGGAACAUAGGGCCGGACCUCCGCCUCGCGCCGAGCACAUGUUGUAGAAUAAACUUCCAACGGACCCCCUUGUGGCAGUGCUUUCCUAUGAGUAGCUUGUGAUAUAUCUCUGGUUA
Messenger RNA from Syzygium oleosum, 1745 nucleotides. RefSeq lists its product as uncharacterized. Gene Ontology annotation, biological process: amino acid metabolic process. The record is from RefSeq and is a predicted model, not a curated record. Gene Ontology annotation, molecular function: aminoacylase activity. Bases 101 to 1459 code for a protein of 452 amino acids. NCBI's taxonomy places the organism in Eukaryota, Viridiplantae, Streptophyta, Magnoliopsida, Myrtales, Myrtaceae. The transcript is spliced from 5 exons. Gene Ontology annotation, cellular component: cytoplasm.